AUGUCUAGAUUUUUGACACUUGGAAACAUUAGGAGAGUUGCGCAAUCCAUUUACACAAACCAAAGGAGCACUUAUUUAGAUGGAAGGAAAUAUGGGCCAGUGGUUACAGGUGGGCUAUACUCCUCUCAAUACAGGUUAUACUCGCAACAUAUGCUCCCAAGUAGGAGAUAUGCUUCAUUCAUGGUGUGCAAAGUCAAGGAUGUAUUUCGUGAUAGCACUUUUCCCAAGAAAUUUUCUGGCCUCCCAACGAGUAACACUACAGCAUAUCAAGCCCAAGUUGCUUGGAAGAGGCUUUCCCAGAGGCCUUCUCACAAUGGUCGAACUUUUUCCCCCAUUGAUAGGAUUGCCCAAGCAGUUAGCUUGGCAGUGAGCCGCUCUUAUGUGGUUGUUCCUGGUGUAGUUGCCUUGACGUGUGGAAAUGUAGCAUUGGCACAAAGAUCAGCUAAUACAGAUCCCAUACAUCCACCAAAUGCUUUGUAUCUGCGUGCAGAAGAAAGGCAUGCUUUUUUUAUCACAUUAAUUCUUUCAGUACUGGAAGGUGUAAUCUUGUUGCUGAGAGCUCUUUAUUUAGGUGUUUUAUUCUCACCUAGCAUAGCAAUGGCUCCAUUUGCUGAUUGUCUUGGACCUCAGUUUCGAAAAAUGUGGCUUCAGGUUGUUCAUCAGACAUUGGAAAGAGCAGGUCCAGCAUUUAUAAAAUGGGGCCAGUGGGCAGCUACACGGCCGGAUCUCUUUCCUCGAGAUUUAUGUACCGAGCUUUCAAAGCUUCACACCCAAGCUCCUGAACACAGCUUUUCCUAUACAAAAAAGACCAUUGAAAGAGCAUUUGGUCGUAAGCUUUCUGAAAUUUUUGAAGAUUUUGAAGAGGCACCAGUAGCAUCUGGAAGUAUUGCCCAAGUACAUCGAGCUUCUUUGAGGUACCAAUACUGUGAUAGAGAGAUCAAGCCUAUGUUAGUUGCCGUAAAGGUUAGGCAUCCUGGAGUUGGUGAAUCAAUAAGAAGAGAUUUUGAGAUAGUUGAUCUAAUAGCAAAGAUCUCAAGAUCCAUACCUACUCUGAAGUGGUUGAGAUUGGACGAAAGUGUCCUGCAGUUUGCGGUUUUUAUGAUGUCUCAGGUUGAUCUUGCAAGGGAAGCUGCCCAUUUGAGCCGUUUCAUUUAUAAUUUUCGCAGUUGGAGGGAUGUUUCAUUUCCAAAGCCUGUAUAUCCACUUGUACAUCCUGCUGUCUUGGUGGAAACUUUUGAGCAAGGGGAAUGUGUCUCACGCUAUCUUGAGGAGCUUGAGGGUCAUGAGAAAAUUAAAAGUGCACUUGCCCACAUUGGGACUCAUGCACUUCUGAAGAUGCUUCUGGUGGACAACUUUAUUCAUGCUGACAUGCAUCCUGGAAACAUCCUUGUCCGUGUAUCUCAGAACAAAUCUUCACGGAAACGGCUCUUCAAAUCAAAGCCUCAUAUUGUUUUCCUUGACGUAGGCAUGACUGCUGAACUUUCCAAGAAUGAUCGAGUAAAUUUACUGGAUUUUUUUAAGGCUGUUACUCGUCGAGACGGCCAUACUGCAGCAGAAUGCACGCUGAAAUUAUCAAAGCAACAGAACUGCCCUAAUCCAGAGGCUUUCAUUAAGGAGGUGAAAGAGUCGUUCGAUUUUUGGGGUACUCCAGAAGGUGAUUUGGUCCAUCCUGCUGAUUGCAUGCACCAUUUACUAGAGCAAGUUCGGCGUCAUAAAGUCAACAUUGAUGGCAAUGUCUGCACUGUGAUGGUUACGACUAUGGUUGUUGAGGGUUGGCAGCGGAGGCUUGAUCCAGAUUUUGACAUAAUGCAUACCCUACGGACAUUCUUACUCAAAGCUGACUGGGCAAAAUCACUUUCCUACACGAUUGAAGGGCUCAUGGCGCCAUGA
Messenger RNA from Ilex paraguariensis (yerba mate), 1890 nucleotides. Lineage: Eukaryota; Viridiplantae; Streptophyta; Magnoliopsida; Aquifoliales; Aquifoliaceae. The record is from the annotation of a GenBank genome assembly.